Messenger RNA from Camelina sativa (false flax), 773 nucleotides. RefSeq lists its product as uncharacterized. NCBI's taxonomy places the organism in Eukaryota, Viridiplantae, Streptophyta, Magnoliopsida, Brassicales, Brassicaceae. The record is from RefSeq and is a predicted model, not a curated record. Gene Ontology annotation, cellular component: endomembrane system.
AUUAACUCACUCAUAAAGGAAGCCAAAAAAAAAAAGAGUUUGAUUUCGUCGUCUUCAAUCACAGCGUUCUUCUUCUCUCGCGAGCGUAAAGAAAUAUUAAAAUCGACGUCGUUUUGGUUCUAAUCGUAUUCCGGCGAACUUGACUCGGAGGCUUGCUUAUUCGAUGGCAUACGUCGACCAUGCGUUCUCGAUAUCGGACGAAGACCUAAUGAUUGGGACUUCGUACACCGUCAGUAAUCGACCACCGGUGAAAGAGAUCUCACUCGCGGUGGCUCUUCUCGUCUUCGGAACCCUGGGAAUUGUCUCUGGUUUCUUCAUGGCUUAUAACCGAGUUGGUGGUGAUCGUGGUCACGGGAUUUUCUUCAUUGUACUCGGAUGUCUUCUGUUUAUCCCGGGCUUUUACUAUACACGGAUUGCAUAUUACGCAUACAAAGGAUAUAAAGGUUUCUCCUUCUCAAACAUACCAUCUGUUUAAGCCUUAUGAAUCGGCGUCUCUUCUCUCGUACACUCAAUGUAUAGCUUGUUUCCGAAGGAAAGUUUUUUUAAAUCGCUUAAAACCACUGACUUGAUUAUUCUCUUUAGUGUGAUUUUACAUUACUUGAAUGACCUAUGUAAUGUGUUUGCAAAAAAAAAAAAAAAAGAAUGACCUAUGUAAUGUUUGAUAUGUAUCUCUUUUUGGUUUCUCAUUCUCUAUGUUAGAUCAUGAGUCUUUGAUAAACAUCCUUGUAACGUAUAGACUAAGCUAAUCACAGGUGAUGUAAUUGGUGUGUUUA